This is a messenger RNA of Lymnaea stagnalis (great pond snail), 18478 nucleotides long. NCBI's taxonomy places the organism in Eukaryota, Metazoa, Mollusca, Gastropoda, Lymnaeidae. The record is from the annotation of a GenBank genome assembly.
ACUGACGACUCCGAAACUUUGACUGCAAGGAGGUAAGUUAUUUUUUAAACGACCUUCUAGGUACAAACGAAGAAAAUGUGUAUUUCAUAUUGGAACCUGGAACCAAUUCACACACAACUAGAGUCUAUAGACACACUGGGCAGACGUGUUAUACCGUAAUUUAUAAAGUUGUAUAAAAAAAAAAUGAAAAUAAAUGUCGAAUAUUUAGGCCUGCCUACGUGUCAGGUAAUACUACGUGUUCGUUACAUAUUAUAUUAUCAAAGCAGAAGUGGAGCCAGGUUAUAAUAUUUCUUAUAUUAGGUUUUGGGGCUUGGGAAGGGGGUGGGGUAGAGAGCAAAAACUGGAAAGCAAUUAGUGUUUUGUUGAAUCACAUUUGUUUAAAAAAAUGAGCGCGCGCGCGUGUGUGUUGGUAUGUUUGUGUGUAUGUGUGUUGGUGUGUGUGCGUGUGGGGGGGGGGGGGGGGGCAAUGUUUGAAAAGAAAUUUUUUGUUAGCUACAUUUAUGUUUUGUCUUUUAUUUAUGCCGAUAAAUAUUUAUUUCAUGGAUUGAAAGUGUUGUAUUGCACAUUUUCGACUCUAGGUGUGUGGGGGGGGGGUGUGAGGUCAAUGUUUGAUAAGAAACUUUUUGUUAGCUACAUUUAUGUUUUGUCUUUUAUUUAUGCCGAUACAUAUUUAUUUCAUGGAUUGAAAGUGUUGUAUUGCACAGUUUCGACUCUUCGCCCUAUUUCACAACGCUCGAAAUUGCCCGACGGUAGAAUUUGGACUUCUUUUGAAUUAUUUUUUUAUAGCCUCUUCUAUUAAGUUUUGUUAAACCCUGAUCUAAGCCAAUGAUGCACCAGAACCAGGAGCAUUUUCUUGCCACUUGCUUGCUCUUUCUUUGUUUUUGGUUUUUGUUUCAUUGAGACAGUGCGCAUUUGACUUUUUGGCUGUGUGGAUAUUGCUUUGCGAUCAAUUUAUUUAAUACAUUUUGUCUAAUAAAAUUGAUUAAAAAAUCAAUUUAAAAAAAUCAGACAUUAUCUAUCUGCCCAAUGCAGGAUAUUGGCCACGAGCAAAGAUUAUAAUUUUUAUAAACUUCCCAACAUUAUAUAGACUAGUGAACGUAUUCAUUUUGUGUAGGAAAAUUCAAUCAUGGCAGUGUACAAAUUUAUUAUUCUGCUGCAGUUCGAUUUUUUAAAAUCCUUAAAUGUCUGAUCCUAAUUGUAUGGCUUAUCUUGCUUUAGGAAUAGCCGAGUCAAAUCGAUCUGUAAGACACAUGGACAUGGCGUCUUUAACUUUGACGUCUAAUUGUAUUUCUAUGGACACUGGUUAUUUUACAAUAUACUCGACGAUUUAUAAUUAUCCAAACCCAAUGUCAUUACUCCUACGAACAAUAAAAAAACUUGUAAAUUAAUUUUGUAAUUUGAUGAAAAGAAAUUAGUAUGUAUUUCAUUAAAAAUUACAACAAUACAAAAAGUGCGUCAGCCGGGAAUCGAACCCGGAUCGACUGCUUGGAAGGCAACCAUGCUAACCUUUACACCACCGACGCCCAUGUCAAUAAAGUUCACACUUUGAAAUUAUUCUUUUAACGUAACCAAACACCUCCCACCCCCCUUAAACUUUUACCUUUACUCGAGACUCGAGCCUACGAAUUCUUUGACUGCACAAAGUAACCUUGCACCCCCGCAAAAGUAACAAUGCUUUUUACAGGACUUCUAAUUUUUAAAUAAAAAUUGAAUUUAUAAAUACAACUUUAGUAGAACCUAGAAAAAUAAACCUAUACUAGUAGGGCUAGGCACUAGUGACAACAAGGCCAAGACGUCCAAGUCUCAAGCCAAAACUAAGACUAAGAGUAAGAGUAAGGACGGGUACGUUGGGACGGUUCCAUUCAGUUUAAAACUGAAUUUAUUUUAAAUAGAAUUAAUUUUAUCUCGAAAAGAGAGUCACUCGUAUUCAUUUUUAUUACAUGAAUAAUCAAAAUUUAAAAAAACCAUGGGAGAUAACUGUGUCUUUAACUUUCCCUAGAUUAACUAGAUACGCCACUGACACUACACUACUAUUAACUAAGACUAAGGCUAAGGCAUAACGGGCGAUCAGGAUCAGUGAUCAGCCGCUUCAUUGCUUCAUUAAAUUAGCCUUAUAUUAAGUUAUAGUAGGCCUACUUACACUUACAAAUUGUAAAACUUAUCCAGUAACUUAAUCUGCACUAUAAUAAAAUACUAUAACCAGGGGCGUCAGUUCAGAGGGAAAAAAAAAGGGGGGGGGGCUUCGCCGGCUUUGCCCAACAUAAACAAAAUUCACGUCAAGGGUAUGCUUUUGACCAGUGGCGUAGCAAGGAUUUGUGUCACCUGGUGCGGUAAACUCAUUGUGUCACCCCCCCCCCCCACAGGGACUUCCACGAUGGAUUUCUUCUGGUUAAAAUAAGUCCACCGUAUAACAAUGACAAGAACAAAACAUGUUACAUGUGGUAAAUUAUAGAUUUUUUUUGUUGAUUUUUUUCUUUUUAAAAAAAAAUUAAAUGAAAAUUCGUCAGUUAAAGAAAAUCAUCUGAAUUUCUAAAAUCCACUCCACGGUGGGAACACUAUCAUUUUAAUUUAGGGUAGGCCGCCAGACAGUUAGGGCGUGGGUGGCUACUGAACGACAACGGUGCAGGUUCACCCCUCACCAGAAAUUGUUUUAGAAAUUCAUAAUCAAGGGGUGCAGUUUGGCGUAGGUAGGCAUGUACCUGAAUUCAAUGUUUCUUUCAUAGUGUUUGAUCCAGGUAGGGGACACGUCAGAGGUCCAUGGCAUUUAAUAGAGCACACAUUCGGGUUACGGGCAUCCGGUGCCAGACACAAUAUUUGAUGUCUCUCCGGUUGUGACGCAUCACGUGGUAUUCUAUUGGCACCAGCUUAGUUUCGCUCCGGUACUGUCACAUUGAUCGGCAUGGGGGGUAGGGGUGAAUCAGCAAUCAAGGGUGAUGAAGGCUCCCGCGCGAAUGCGAUGCAGGGGGUUGGGAGAGGGGCAUUGAGACCUUUCCUAGAAACGUUUUGAUAGCUUGGAAAUGCAAUGAUUUAUUUUUGUGGACACCUACAUUUAGUUUUGCAUCAUUCCGCACUUAACUGGAGAUCAACAAUAUGUGGGGCGUCUCUCGACCUCGUUACGUUUAUGCAAAAACGACAUUUUAAGUUGUUACGAAAUUGUAUUGUUUUAGUAGAAUAUAUUUGAUUAAACUAUUUAUUUUGUUGAAUUUCUUCAUUAAUAUACAUAAAUUAAUAAAAUAUAUAAAUACUAAGGCUUAACUGGUUUAUUGGGUGCAAUUUUUACACGUACAAUGGGUAUCUUUUGUAACAAUUGGAAUCACCGUGCCGUAUAUUAGCAGUUAAUUUCUCAUUUUCUAUAAUAUGGAAGGAAAUCUAAAGCCCUAUAUCGGUGUGAGAGUGUAUUGCCUUCUUCUACCGUUUGUGUUAAGAAAUAACCCACUGAUAGGAACAGAUAGUUGCCGGAUCCCGGAAAAGAGAUGACGUUUUAAAAAAAAAAAAACAACUUGUCAACAGAUAAGAUAAUGUCGUUAAGUUUGUAACAGACUUAGGAAAGAACAGUCACAGUGUGGUGAAAAUAGCAUUACCUUCCUGUACCAGGCUACGGAAAAGACUAACAGACGCACACAUUCCCAUAGGGAAAUAGACAGCUCAUGACCCAGUUGUAUAUAGUGUGCCACGCCAGAACAAUGAUGUGACAUUUAAAAAAAAAAAAAUCCUUUCUUAAGAAAAAGAAAUCACCCUAUUUAUCGCGUUUAGAAAUUAUGCAUGGAGCUUGCUGUGUGACAGAGGAGUACGAACAAUAACAAUACCGAAUAAUAGUCGCCUCCACCUAAACAAAACAAAACAUAAAUCUUCCUAUUUACCGGAGUUCAGACGUCACUUGCAUGAGGCUCACUGCGUGACAGCCUUUCGUCCCACUGGGUACUAUUAAUAUUAAAAAAUGUGGUUUUGAGUGUGUGGGGUUUGAUGAUGAAGAAGGUGGCAGUAGAAGAAAAAUAUAAUAAGUUAUAAUUAAGUUAAGAAUCUAAGAAGGUGGUUAAAAAAAAAUAUAAAAAGAAGUGCGUCAGCCGGGAAUCGAACCCGGAUCGACUGCUUGGAAGGCAACCAUGCUAACCUUUACACCACCGACGCUACGUUAAUCUCAGAAAUAUGUACAAAUAUAAUAUUAGUUUUUAAAGACAAUGCAUUAACAAUUUUAGAAAUGCGUGUCAGAAUUUUGUUAACAUUCAAAUAAAAUCAUUAUUUUCAUAUUGAUUUUGCAACACUCUUAUUUCAAAGUAAAUUUUCCAGAUCUCCCAGUUAAGUCUUGCAUUCUGUUAAAGAAAAGAUGUCACAAAACUUAAACGUCACUUCCCGUAACAUUGAAAAUGGCGUCAAACUCCAACAAUGUUUAUUCUCUCGGUAUGUUAUUAAUAAACAUUUCUUAAUAAUUUAUUUUUAUGACUUACACUUUUCUAAAAUAGUUAAGUGUAAAUAUUUAGAUUUUAUUUUUUAAAUUAGUUAUACCAUGAAUUUCAAGUUUAAAUAUCAUUUCAUUACACUAAUUGUCGGUAUCCAAGCACGCCACCACACGCCCGGUACUUUCGGUGGUAUUAAUAAUACCCAAUUAUUUAUAAAUUUAAAGUAAACAAAAGAUAUAAAAUUGAACAGACAUCACCAGAAUUCUGGUUCUACACUAAUACAAUAGAAAGUUAACUAAACAUAGAACAAGGCGAAAUUUUAAAAUUAAUGAAGAGUAUUUCGUUCUGCAUAUGUAUUGUAGUAUUGUAGGCAUUGUUAUUGUUUUUUGUAGGCUACCCUGUUAAAAAGAAGAAAUGACAAACUAAAACACAAAUUAAGUUAAUACUAAUCUAUAUUUACAUGAGAAUAUAAUGACUAUAUUAACUAUAUUAUAAACAUGAUCACAGUAAUUGAUUUUAUUAAGGGGCUGGCAGAGUAAAAAAUGUCUUGUCCAAUGUAAUAUGCUAUGAUGAUAGUAUAAGUAAUGCAUACUUUAACUUAACUAAGCCUAAUUCAUUAUAAUUAUAUAAUUAAUAACGAAGUGGAUGCCUACACCGAGGCGGUGUACCUAGCGAAACCAUCGGCUUUGGCCUGCGUAAACCGUGGCGGUGUAUCUAGCAAAAUCAUGGGCUUUGGCCUGGGUACACCGCUGCAAAAAUGUAGGGGUAAUAAGGGGAGAGACUGCAAUCAGGUUAGUACAAAAUAAAAUGAGUAAAACAGAGUAUGGUUAAACCUGAAAAAUUAAACGCAACAAAACAGCGAACGUGUCGGCAGAAAGCCUUCGUCAGCGAACAAAACAACAGAAAAAACGUUAUAAAAAUAAGAAAUAGCACUUAGCUGGUAAGUAGUAUCUGUGGGCAGCAAUAGAAGUGUGGCAGAAGGAAAAUGAGUGAGAGUUUAAAUAAGCAGCGGCGAAAAAAAGGGGGGAGAAAAAAGUUCACUGUGAUAGGUCAGAACGUGGAGGGGCGGAGCUAGGGUCAAGCUGUGAACAGAGACAUAACAUUAAUCCCAUCUGGCGUCAAAGUGCCGUAAGUCAGGAUAAGUCUGUGUUCCAAAUUGACCCGGCUGGCGGUGUUAGUGCUAGCCACAAUCGCACUUAUUGAAAAGUCCGCCUUGCCCCGGUGGUCGCUACUAUUGAAGUGUUUGGAGACGGGACACUGUUUAUCUUGUGUAAUGUUUCGGAGGUGUUCGGUACACCUGUCCGAGAGACGGCGUCCAGUCUCCCCUAUGUAUGUCAUCUGACAGCGGGUGCAGACAAUGGCGUAGAUAACGUUGCGGCUUGUACAGAGGAAACCGUCGCGUAUCUGAAAACUGCCCUUGGGGAAACGUAUGCGUUCAGUCUGGACGACAAAAGGGCACGUGUUGCAACGACUGCGUCCACACGGCUUGGUCCCAAAGUGGGAGGGGGGAGCAUUGAUACGACUGCGUACAAGCAGGUCUCUCAGAUUUUUAUCCCGUCUGAAAACAAUGAGAGGUGGGGAAGAGAAAAUUUCUCGUGUGUCGGUGUCUGCGAGUAGUAUAGAUCGAUGUUUAAGGAAAACACGUUUAGCAAUCAGAUUGUGAGGGUGAUAAGUUAAAAUGAGUUUUGUCCUGUCAACAUUGUCGCUCAGACGUGGUCUGAAGGCAUCAGCACGUGUAAUAUUCUUAACCCUUUGGAGGGCUGAUGAAAGUACUGUCUCCGGGUAAGACCUACACCGGAAAAAGUCUAUCAUUUCAAGUGCCUUGUCCCAAAAGUCCUCAUCCGACCGACAAAGUCGACGAAGACGAAGUAAUUGAGAGAAAGGAAUAGAGUCCUUACAGGAUUUAGGGUGGGAUGAAGAGUAGAGUAGAUAGCUAUGGCUGUCAGUGGGCUUAAAGUAGGCAGAGGUGUGUAGGGUGUCUUUGUGAAGAGUGACUGUAAUGUCUAAGAAAUUGACUGAGGUCUCAGAGAUAAGAGAUGUGAAUUUAAUGGAGGGGUGAAAGGAGCCUACAAAGUUAAUGAACAGGUCAAGUUCACUCCUCUCCAUAGUGGUGACCCCUAUACCAUCAUCUAUGUACCUCUUAUAGAAUUCAGGGAGGCGUCCAGUAUAGCUGCUUUCGACCAAGUGUUCGAAAUGCCCCAUGAACAAGCAAGCAUAGCUGGGUCCCAUUUUAGUCCCCAUAGCAACACCACUGAUUUGGUCAAAGAAUUGGCCACCAAACUCAAACGAAUUGAGGGUGAGGACUAGUUCAGCCAAUCUGAGGAGGGUGUUGGUGGGUAUAGAUGGGUGGGGUCUAGUCUCGAGAAAGAAUUUGAGAGCUAAGAGACCGUCAGUGUGGGGGAUGGAAGUGUAUAGAGAACAUACAUCAAGAAGAAAUAGAUGAUGUUUCUUUUCAGGAGGGAUUAUGAUGGAUUCAAAGGUUUGAAGAGCAUGGUUGGUGUCCUUAAUGUAAGUAGGCAGUGAGGCAACGAUGGGUUGAAAAACUCCAUCAAGGAAUUCCGAGAUAUGUUCGGUGGGGCAAGAGCAUGCUGAGACAAUGGGUCUGCCAGGGUUACCAUACUUAUGAAUUUUGGGAAGUAGGUAGAAGCAUGGCUUACCGAGGUCACUAUCGAAGAUGUGUAGGGCAGAGGCCGAUUUGGGGAGCGCUGAUUCUGCAAUCAUUUUCUUGAUAGUCCCUUUCACCAUGUCGUUAUGUUUGGUGAUAGGGUUGUUGGUCCUCGGUUGGUAGAACUGGCUGUCUUCUAGUUGCCUAUGAGCCUCCUUGAUGUACAGAUCUCUGUCCCACACCACAACAGCUCCCCCCUUAUCAGCUGGUUUGAUGACGAUAUCUUUCCGACUGCGCAGCUUAGAGAGUGCGAGUGAUUCUCUUUUAGAAAGAUUGGAUUUCCGGAGUGGAGGUAAAGAGAGGUUCUUGAUGUCAUGUUCCGUGCUCUUUAUAUAUAAGUCUAAAGCUUUAGAUUGAUUAGAAGGUGGUGUCCAAGUAGAUUUGCGUUCCCUAUGAAAUGGAAAAAUCUCGUCUUCGGGGAGGUCGGUACUUUUCCCACCGAAGUGAAACUGAAGCCUCAAGGAACGAAAGUAGCGGUGGGAAUCCGAAAGAAGUAGAUAUCGGUCGCAAGAUGGUUUCAGAGGAAUAAAUUUGAGACCCUUAGAAAGUAGCGACCUUUCGUCAUCAGAGAGUGGAAGUUCAGGGGGGAUGCACACGACUAAGUUGUUGCCUGUGACAGUAGGAUGAGGUGUAGAGUUGUUAGUGGGCCUAAGAUUGUCGAGUUUUUUCUUUUUGUUGGAAGAAAGGAAGCGGUAUAGUUCCCGAUUCAGUUGGUGAAUAAUAGUUCUAAUAAGGUCAUACAAUAGGCGGUUAUUAGAGGUCUUAGAAAGGCAAAAAUGUACCAUUGGGCUUGUUUUAAGAUAUAUGCUUGUUAGAGAAGAUCUUGCGUGGUCAAGUGGUAGAGUGGACGCUUGACGAUAAUAUAUUUUGAGAUCAAUUCCCAGUAGGGGAUCGAGUUUUUUUUCCUCCCAUUUUAGUUUUAAUAUGUUUUGUAGCAUUUUAAACAAUUUAAAUAUAUGUUUAAAUAUUAUAUUAAAUACACUUAUAUAUAUAUAUAUUAAGUGUUUCAACAAGUUGUGCAGGCCUUUGACUUUGAAAAUACCGGUAAAUUUAGUAAUAAGAUAUUAGACAUUAGAAAACAAACUUAAAGUUUCUGAAAGCGCGUGUAAUGUAUAGUAGGGGUGUGCCGGAUCCGUUUUUUCCAACCAGAUCCGGAUCCGGAUUUUCUUAUGCAAAAUCCGCCGGAUCCGGAUUCUGGAAUAAUCCGGAUUCCGGUUUCUCCCGGAUUCCGGAUUUUGGUACUAUUGAUAGAUACUUCGGUAAGUCAAGGUAGACUACUACUUUUUGUGUAUGGGAAUUCGGCGCCAAAAAAUCCGAGUUUUUAAUUUUCCGAUGUGUGUGUCUAUUUAUUAUUAAAUUAGUACUUUCGAUAUAUAUUUGAGUUCCGUUCCAUUUGGAUAAGUGUCUUACGAGAGACGCCAUGUUUCUACGCGUUCGCAGCAGGUCAUGCAGCUCGCUCAACCUAAUUUCGCCAUGGGGUUGGCCACGCCCCCCUUUUUAAUGGCGGAAGUUGACGAUACUUAGGAAAUAUUAAUUUGUUAUCACUAUUUACAUCAAAAUAAUUGAUAACUUGUGUUUCAGAAUGCAUUUUAAAGACAUUUAAACUGGAAUGUUUUAAUUUGAGCUUUAACAACCCGGUAGAAUCCAUAUUAUAAAUGAUCAGAAUUUACCGUGUGCAACACGUUGUCAUUGGCAACCAUUCACAGCCACUUGCAUAACUGUAUCGUAGUACUACCUCAGAGUUUCAUUCAUAAGAGUUUGCCGUGUGCAAAAACUAUUAAACCAUUGGUCAGGGAAAGCUUUAAUUAAUUAUUCAUGUGCCAAAGUUGAAAGUUUAAACUAAGUCUAAACAGUAUUUUAGUGAUAAGGCAGGGAAUGCGUUGCCUUAUAUAAACUAUAUAGUCAUUGCGCAUGACGGGAUUGGUGGAAUGAGAUCACAGAAUGUGGAGAUGCAGUCCAUGUUAAAAAAUGACAAACCAAGUCGUACUUUAAAAAUUCAUAACUUUAAAACUACAACAGCUAAAAAUAUGAUUUUGGUGUUAUAAUUCUUUAAAAAAUUACAUCUUUUCAACUAUGCCAUUGGUUUAUUUUUACAAAAAGUUUAAAUUUUCUUAUCAAAGUCCCUACACUAUUGGCCACUAUUAGCGGUGCUGACUCUAGCCUCUGGUAUGUACGGAAUAUUAAACAUUAAACAAGCUCAACGCUCGAAACAAUCGAUUAAUGUAUCGUGAUCGUGUGGAAUUCGGGAAAGAGAAUUACUUUUAUUUCAGAUUAUGAUCCGGUGAGUCACAAAAUCUGGCAAAUUCCGAAAUCCGGUAUAUUCCGGAUUCCGGUUGUUCCGGAUACAUGUAAAUCCGGCCGAACCGGAUUUCACCGGAUAGUGCAAAAUCCGGCGGAACCGGAUUCCGGACCGGAUUCCGGCACACCCCUAAUGUAUAGUGUAUGUAACAUGUAUGAGAGAAACAUUAUGAAUACUAAGUGAUAUUGUAUUGUAUUUCAACAUUCUUCAUGUAGUUGAAUAUUUACAUUUUACUUUUACGAACACCCAAAGAAAAUACCACUAUAUCAUUAAUAUCAUAUGACUACGAAUAUUAAUGUCAUUAUUGUGCAUGGUCGUAUUUCAACCUUGAACCAUCUUGCUUUCACUAUGCCUUAUGCAUUGGCAAAAUGUACACACAAUAUCAAAGGUUCAUUCACAACACUCAGUCUCACAGCAAAUCUUUUGAAAAUACCUCGAUUUUAGAAACUUACGGAGCGGUAGCAAACUGUAUAGCAAAGCCAUAGGCAUAGGUAUGCGUCUACCCCUUUCAUGAAGGAAUUUGUUUCCAGAAUGACAUGGCAUGUGCUCUGGGUAAAACACAACAUUUUCUCACAGAAACCAUUGCACAAUGGGCUUGGGACAGGAUUUGCGCUAUGUCAAAGUUUUUUUAUUUGCUGUUUUUUUGUUGAGAAAUCGAUCCUUGCCCGGGGUUGGGGUGGAGGUGAGUUAUGGGCAGAGGCUUAACCAAAAAGGGGACCUUCACAAAUCACGGCUCUGGAUAGGGGUUGUCCACAAAGGACGUCCGCACAACAAACUUAACUUUUGCACCCCCCCUCCGCCGGCAUUUUUUACUAAUGUGUAAUGCCAAUGUAAAACAAAAUCCAUGAUGUUUAAUUAUUGUUAAAAGACUUUUAAAAAUCACUGCAGUGUUUCGUAUUCAUCAUCAUACUAUUGUUUUGUGUUGACACACGCUUGGUAUCACAGUGACAAUGCCUUGGACAACUUUAACUUCAUGACUUCAUGAUCAAUAUAUGUGAUUCUCUUCCCGUAAUGUAUUUGUGGCGUAAUUAUAUCUUGGUGCUAACAAAAUAGAUUCACUGGCUUCCCAUUCAUUUUUACACCACGCCCCGAAGGAUCACAUACAAUGUUAUAUUUAUUAGGGCCCCCCCCCAACAAAAAACAACAACAACUGGGUGGGGGGGGGGAGAGAAUAAUUUCAAAUUAGCUACCCUUUUUAUGCCUAUUAAGAUUCAUGAUCAUAUGAUAAAACCUACAACAAUUAAUAAAUAUAUUUGUAUUUCAAUAUAUUGGGGGGGGGGGAAUAAAGUGGUUAACUUUAAAAAUAAAUCAUUGUUUAACUUUUAACAUUACACCCCCCCCCCCCUCCCUUCAAAAAAAUAACUACAACAAUUAAUAAAUAUAUUUGUAUUUCAAUAUAUUGGGGGGGGGGGAAUAAAGUGGUUAACUUUAAAAAUAAAUCAUUGUUUAACUUUUAACAUUACACCCCCCGCCCCCUCCCUUCCAAAAAAUAAUAAGAAAUGCUUUACAAGUACUUUGCCACAUAAGCGUGGAACUUAAUCAAUAUCUUCCCAGGGUGCUAAACGAUUUUUAAAUAAAUAGUUUUCAGUUUUAACAAGAGUAUAACAUUAAAUCUACAAGUACAGGUUAGGCCAAAAAGUUAAAGACUCGCAAAGACCAUAGUUUUGCUACUUAAAAUCGCUGCGGUGUACGCAGGCCACAGACCAUGAUUUAGCUAGGUACACCGCUGCGGUGUACGCAGGCCAAAAUCAAUAGUUUCGCUAGGUACACUGCCGCGGUGUACGUAGUGCCGGCCAAUUAAUAAUUUUUAUAACAUUAUAUAAUUUAAUUAUGUAUUCAUAUUCAAGGUGAUCAUGACAGUGAAAUGGAAAUGGAUUUUACUCAUGAAGGGGAAGCUGAUGAAGAUUUGGCCAUGGGAUCGUAAGUUAUUAUGUUAAACUUUAGGAUUUUUUUAAAUUGAACUAGAAUUAGAAUGUCCUUAAAAAAUUCUUCUUCUCACUGAUUCUCACUCAGUCUGUAAGUAAUAUACGAAUGCCCCUGAAAUCUUCUUAAAUCAUUUUCAUUUAUUAUUCAUGUAUUGUUCUGUUUGAUUUCUGUUACAUAUUUCAUCUUUUUUUUUCUCUGCAAUUUGCUAAAGAAGUGCUAUCUUUAUUUGUUAAAAAAAAAUCAAGAUUAAUUGUAAAAUGAUUAGGGCUAAUUCCAGUGACCAGUGUGCAUUUUGAGACAAAGGUUUAAUUUAAUAAUAAAUGUUAAUUUCCUUGAAUUUUUCUAUGCUGAAAGUAAAUUAAAUUAUUUUACGGCAAUAUUUAAUUUGUAUUUGGAUGUAAGGAAACUUUUCUGAAGCAGAGUUAUUCAGGAUUUAUUUUAAUAAUAGAAAAUAACAUUUCCAUGGUCCAUAAGCAACAAAAUAAAAUAAGGGGAAAUAAAUUUGAAGAAAUCUAUAGGGGAGGUUUUGGUCCCAUUUGAUUUAUGUUUUUGUUUUGAGAAUACACAUAUUAGGUAUCCUAAGUUAAAUGGUUGAAAGCUUCAUAUAGAAGGAACAGGUAAUCAGAUCCAGUUGUCAUUCCAACAUUUAGUUCAGAUCUGAACAAGGAACUGGCGUUCCCUUGAAAUAUUUUAAACAUUACUUUAGGUUCAAAUCAGAUAUAGCUUUAAAAAAACAACUUAAUUAAUGUAAUUUCUAUUUAAGCUCGACCAAAGAUGUCCUUUUUGACUCAGUCAUUGGUCACAUUGAAGAUAUUAUAAUGGGUGAGUGCAUUAGUAAAAUAUGGUUCAUAGUUACAGUUAUGUAAACUGAUUUAUUGAUGGGCUUUAAAGGUACGUCAUGCUGCAGAUCGUCAAUGAGAUUUCCAGCUGGCUAACUUUUGACUUAUGAAAAGCAAAAUUUUUGUAACAAUGAGCUACUUUCUGGACAAAAAAAACCCAGGGCCAACAGGUGUUAUUUUCAUGGUUUUGUUAAAAUUUGGGGUAUGUUGUCUGCUGGCAAUGUAUAAGCACAAUACUGUCAUUUCAUAUUUUCAUCAGCUGACAGGGUUUGUUUACAAACUAUAGUAGUUUUGGAUAAUAGCCAUACCAGUUUGAACAUUUAAAAUUCGUGAAAAAAAAUUCAAGUUUGAUUUUACUGGAGUGGUCAAAACAAAGUAAUAUUAAAAAAAAAACUAUGGCUACUUAUUAAAAAAAAAAAAAUGCAAUUGAUUAAAAAAUGUAAAAAAAAACAUGUUUUUUCCUCUACAUGAUUGGUUAAUUACUUUAAUGCGAAGAUUAUCCUAAAUUGGUUCUAAUAAAUUAAGUUUGUGCUUUACUAUACCCACUUCCCCGCCACCCACAUAUGACUAUUUAACAGUUAUAUCAGGAUUACCAGUAUCGGGUACAUUCAUUCAAUUUUUUUACUGUGCAAAUUGAAAAGAAAAAAGCCAUAUUUAUUAAUUUAGAAAGUCAAAUGAAGCUGCAGGUUGCUGACCACUGGGCUAGCACAUAAGUGUAAACAAAAGUUCUGCUAUAUAAGCCAUAGUUGUGCCUGUUGUGUGUGAAUACUAAUGGGAUAUCUAUGUCAGUAACAAGUUCCUGGAGAUUGCAAUCAUCAACAAACAGCAGUGGAGUUUCAACAUUGCUUUAUCACUGAGAUUUGUGACUGAAACAAAUCUACAGUGUUAACAUACCUUAAGAAUAAAAACUUUAAGAUACAUAGAUUGUCUUUCAUAUAGUACCUAUUGAUAGUUUUAAAAAUAAUUACAGAUUAAAUUCAUACAUAAUUUCUACACUUUAUUUAAAUUAGAAAAGCAUACUUUUUUACCUCUAAUAACUUUUUUAAAGAAAUUCUUAUGAAAAUCUCAUUUAAAUUGGACUUGUACUGAAAACAUGUUUUGCUUAUGAGCAUAAUUAAUUCUUACAAAAAGAUUGAAAAUAAAUCCCAAGGCCUCCCUGCUUAACACGAAUUCAGUUUUUGUGUGUGAGAUGGCUUCAGUUUAGAAUGUGCAACCAAUAUGAAAUUACUUCAUUCUGGUCACUUAGGUUGAUUCAAUUUUUAGUUGAAGAAUUUAUUUGAAUACAUGAAUUGUUUUGAUAUUUAAAUUUCAGAGGAACCCUUCCAAAUCAUUCAAACGAGUUUCUUAGAAAAAUACUACAAAGAGUUUGAUGACUCCGAAGAGAAUAAGUUUUGCUACACAGAUAUCCACAAGGAAUACGUAAGUUAAAUAAUGGGUGAUGGGUCAGAUGAUGACAUUUUGGUAUCUUUUAAUUUUUCAGCAUUGGCUGCACCUGAUUGUCAUGAGAAAAAACAGUUUAAACAAUUAACACUUUUGUAAAAUAUUCUGUCUAAAAUUAUGAUUAUUGUAAGAACGUUUUAUUUAGUUCUCACUCAGGAAAAAAGAGAGGUUAGCACCAUGAUCGACUUACAACAACAAAAUGGUGUUAACUCCCUUCCAUAAUUCCUAGUUUCAGUCCAUGAGAAAUACAUCUAUUUUGUUAACUUAAAAGGGCUUUUUCAUAAGGAGUGGCCACAAAUGAAAUAAUAUUAUAAAGAUAAAACAUCGUCAAUCCCUUGAUGUGUUUUUUUUUUAAGCCGAUUUAUCAGAACACAGGAGUUAAAGAGUUAAUGUCCUUUAAAUUUUACCCUGGCUGCCUCUUGCACCACCAAUUUUUUAUGGGGCAAACAUUUGUAUAAAUGAUUAUCAUUUAAGCUGCUGUAAUUCAUUUUUUUAAAGAAUCAUCUCCGUAUUGUAUGAGCCAUGCUUGCUUGGUUCAAUUUGAUUUCUGGUAUUUUGUAACAUUUAUUGGAUAGAUUUCUAUAUAAAUUAACCAUACUCCCAGAUUUCAGUUAUAGAGUCCUAUCUUGAAAUUGAGUUGAAGAAAAGGAUGUCUGAUUUCUCUAUGGUAGAGUUCACACAGCAGUUAAGGUGAGUUUUGUUUUAUUUCUUAUUCAGUAAUGCUUUACUGCUGUCUCACUCUCAGUCAUCAAAGUUGAUAUGGUUUAUUCUAGCUAUUGCUGAUAUUGUGUGUGUAUACAGUUGUCUCUUGCCUUAUCACGGUUCAUUUUUUGUUGUCUCUCUGUAUCUCUGCUUUUUACUUGUAUAUAUCCCUAUUUAUAAACUGGGGAGUACCCAUAUAUAAAUUGUUUAUGUUUUAAAAAAAAACGGUAGGUUAAAGAGUGUAGAAAGUGUUAAGAGCAUUGGAAGCGUUUACAAGGGCGUGGGGAAGGAUACGAACAGAGUGGGAAAGGAUAAGAACAGAGUGGGAAAGGAUAAGAACAGAGUGGGAAAGGAUAAGAACAGAGUGGGGAAGGAUACGAACAGAGUGGGAAAGGAUAAGAACAGAGUGGGAAAGGAUAAGAACAGAGUGGGAAAGGAUAAGAACAGAGUGGGAAAGGAUAAGAACAGAGUGGGAAAGGAUACGAACAGUGUGGGGAAGGAUACGAACAGAGUGGGAAAGGAUAAGAACAGAGUGGGAAAGGAUACGAACAGUGUGGGGAAGGAUACGAACAGAGUGGGAAAGGAUAAGAACAGAGUUGGAAAGGAUACGAACAGUGUGGGGAAGGAUAAGAACAGAGUGGGGAAGGAUAAGAACAGCGUGGGAAAGGAUACGAACAGUGUGGGGAAAGAUACGAACAGAGUGGGAAAGGAUAAGAACAGAGUGGGAAAGGAUAAGAACAGAGUGGGAAAGGAUAAGAACAGAGUGGGAAAGGAUAAGAACAGAGUGGGAAAGGAUAAGAACAGAGUGGGAAAGGAUAAGAACAGAGUGGGAAAGGAUACGAACAGUGUGGGGAAGGAUAAAAACAGAGUGGGGAAGGAUAAGAACAUCGUGGGAAAGGAUAUGAACAGUGUGGGGAAGGAUACGAACAGCAUGGGGAAGGAUAAGAACAGAGUGGGAAAGGAUAAGAACAGAGUGGGAAAGGAUAAGAACAGAGUGGGAAAGGAUACAAACAGUGUGGGGAAGGAUACGAACAGAGUGGGAAAGGAUAAGAACAGAGUGGGAAAGGAUACGAACAGUGUGGGGAAGGAUAAGAACAGAGUGGGGAAGGAUAAGAACAGAGUGGGGAAGGAUAAGAACAGCGUGGGAAAGGAUACGAACAGCGUGGGGAAGGAUAAGAACAGAGUGGGGAAGGAUAAGAACAGAGUGGGAAAGGAUAAGAACAGAGUGGGAAAGGAUACGAACAGUGUGGGGAAGGAUAAGAACAGAGUGGGGAAGGAUAAGAACAGAGUGGGAAAGGAUAUGAACAGUGUGGGGAAGGAUAAGAACAGCGUGGGGAAGGAUAAGAACAGAGUGGGAAAGGAUAAGAACAGAGUGGGAAAGGAUACGAACAGAGUGGGAAAGGAUAAGAACAGAGUGGGAAAGGAUACGAACAGUGUGGGGAAGGAUAAGAACAGAGUGGGGAAGGAUAAGAACAGAGUGGGAAAGGAUAAGAACAGCGUGGGAAAGGAUACGAACAGCGUGGGGAAGGAUACGAACAGAGUGGGAAAGGAUAAGAACAGAGUUGGAAAGGAUACGAACAGUGUGGGGAAGGAUACGAACAGUGUGGGGAAGGAUAUGAACAGAGUGGGAAAGGAUAAGAACAGAGUGGGAAAGGAUAAGAACAGCGUGGGAAAGGAAAUAAUUUUUUAUUUGACACUUGGUGCCCUCCAAUGUAUUGAACACAUCUGUGUUGAAUAAAAACCCAAUUUAACAGAAAGCAACUGUUCUAUGCUUUGUCGCAGUCUUUACAUUAUCCCUUCUGCUCUUCAACUUUAAGGGACAGAAAGCAGGAGUUAGAAGGAGAAAUUUUUGAGAUACUGCUGACAUUUAGUGACUUCAUGGCCUUUAAAGAGAUGCUUCUAGACUACAAAACAGUAAGUUGCUUUAAAAAAACAAAACAAACAACCUUGGAAGGAAUAAAAAAAUCAGUUUUAAUGAAGAAAAUUUAACUAUUUUAACUAUAAUAUUGUAAAAAGAUAUGCUGAGCACUAAAACAAUUGUUGAUGAAAAAGGUAAUUUUUAGUAGUAAAUCCAAAGUUUGAACACUAAAAAAAACUUGUUUUUGUCUGCUACAACUACAGGAGACAUGAGCUUUACAACACUAUGAUUUUAUGUUCACUUUGUUUUUUAAUUGAGUUUUACAACAUAAAAAAACCCUGACCUUUCAAAACAAUAGAUAAUUAUUCUUUAAUUAAAAAAAAAAAAAGAAAGAUUUUGACAUAAAUGUUUAAUAGUUUCUAAUAUCUGGUCUCCCAACAUAUUUUCUCUAUCAUGUAUUCAUGUAUUAAUUUGUUGUUGUAUAGGAGAAAGAGGGCAACACAAUUGAUCUAAGCGGAGGACUCACUGUUGUUCCUGUUAAAGACAAGCUCAACCUAGAUGACGCAUUCUGCAUUUCUGGGAAGUCCCUCAAAGGGCCAUAACUUGUUUGUUGAAUGGUGCUGCUCAGUACAAAUGUUGUUAAAUACUCUGGCUAGUCUCAAAUGGAAGAGAAAUAAAGUUGUGACGGAACACAGUUGUGACAGAACAUGUAGGCUUUAUGAUGGAGUGGCAGUUUGUUUAAAAAGUUGUUCCGGUCUUAAUAUGAAUUAUAAAUCAAAGCCAGACCCCCACCCCUUCCUUACCCACUGGUGUUAAACAACACAUUGUGUUCAAAAUUUGUAACUCCACAGUCGUUGUGUUUUGAGGUUAAAAUUUAUUGAAGCAAACAAUAAGGGCAGUACCCUCAAUUAACAUCUGUACGAGUGGAGGACUCAGUUAAAUUAGUAUCAGCCUCAGAUAAAUUAUCACAAAUUCAUUGUUUAAAAUAAGAAAUCAUUUUAGCUAAGAUAGCAGAGCAUGUAUAAUUAAUUUCAUUAAUUUCUUUUUAACCUUGUCUGCAAAGUACUCAAUCAUUGUCCAAUAUCAUUUUUCUGACCGUGGGACUGUGUUUAGAAGAAGAUUUAUUUUUGACUUAACAAAAAAUUGCUGAAUGUUUGGCCUUGAGGUUUUGCUCAGCAGAGACCUUAAAGAACAUCUUAGAUGGGAAUACUAUAUUUUAAGUCACAAAAAUCCAUCACUUUCUCUUAUGAAAUGCAUUAUAGUUAUAGAUUUUGUGGUGAGACAGAACAAUUGUUAAUAUAAACAAAAAGAAUCAGAGCAAGCCAGUGAUUAGUCAAGUGGGUAUUAUCAUCUAAGAGUAGUUUUUAUUGUGACAUGUUCAAAUGAAAUUUAAAAGAAAAGGGGAAAAGCAUUUUAUGAUAAAGAAGAAGUUGCGCCAGUUUAGAAUAAAUGAAAAACAAAACACUGAGAAAAAUACUUGUCGUGUUUUACUUAUUCCAAUGACUUGCUGACGGAAGGCACAUUUGUUUGGUCCUAUUUAUCUGUUUGCUUUGCCUUUUAAAUUAUUCAACACUGAGUUUUAAAAGCCUUGAGAUGAAUAUAUUUAGGUGUAUAUUUUCAUACAUCAAAGAUUUAUCAUUUUGUACAUAUUUAUAUUGAUUUCAGUUGAUCUUGCUAUGAAAAAAUGUCACCUUGUACAGACACUUCUGGCGAUUAAUUUAGGUUCUGUUUAAAUAAAUCCAUUAUGCCAAUUUGCAAUAAAUGUCUGAGUGAAUAUUAUUUGAUUGUUGUGUGCCUGUGUGAAAAUUCAUUGUUUUGUUUCAGAGAAUAAUUUUUAAUUUGUGAUCAAUUUUUAAAAAAAUGAUGCCAUUAACUAAAAACACUUGAUCCGUUCCACAAUUGAUUUUUUUAUAACCUGAUUUUCUAUAUACAAGUUACGAAUCGUCACAAAAAAAAAAUUUCACCUUUGUAAAAUAAAAACUCGACCAUUUUCAUUUUUCUUACAAAUGUAAUUCUGUUAUCCAACCUGUUUUACCAAAGAUGUCGGUAGAUUGAUAACAGCUGACCAAAGGAGUGCAUUCACCGGGACUACAGAUUUUUCAUUUCUACAGCUGUUAUCUCAAAAUGUGUUUUUAGGGCAUGUGUAAAUGAGUGCUUCAUGAAGUAAAGGUGCAUAGUGAAUUUCUCCCUUUUGAGAGGUCACUACAUAGCUGUUAGAAGAGUGUGGAUAGCAGGCAUCUCAUGUUUUCACCUUGUCCAAGUUGUUCCAUGCCAAACUGUGUUGUGAAGUUAUUAUUAUCACCAGAUGUCUCAGUCAUGUUAAGCAAUUUCAAAAUAAAUGAACAUUAAAAA